UUGUUAUUUAGUUUGAUUAAUUGAAAAGCACAGAACGAUGUCUGACAACAUGCAAAUUAAUGAGGUCCUCAGCAAAUUCUCCAUUAAAAAUGAAACUGCCGAAUCAAAUAAAGUAACUACUAUUGACCAAAACUACCAGGAAAUUAUAGUCAUAAGUUCAGAUGAAGAGGAUGGUGAAAGAAAACCGCCUGCGAUGGACACGAUCAGUAUUAGUUCAACGAAUGAAAAAUAUGAAGAGGAUGCAUAUGAGCGAAAUGACGAAAAGACAAACCUAAGCAAAGAAAAACAACAGAGGACUAAUUCUUGCCGGAACAUGAACAAAGUGAGAUUAGUUCGUAAGCCCGGUCAUAAGGAUUUGAAAAACGCCUUGAAAGAUAAAAAAAGGAGCAAGGAAGUAACCUCUAAAAAUAUGGUUUCAAACCCAUAUUUUAAUAAAUAUUUUUAUAAGUAUCACAGGCUGAGAAAACAAUUAAAAGCCAUGGUAGAACGUAUCUGAUGUCAGAAAGGAGUAUCCAAAAUAUAUAUUAUCC
Molecule: messenger RNA, 530 nt
Organism: Nicrophorus vespilloides
Lineage: Eukaryota; Metazoa; Arthropoda; Insecta; Coleoptera; Silphidae
Exons: 6
Coding region: 38-496 (152 amino acids)
Source: RefSeq, a predicted model, not a curated record